CAUGUACUGGAGCCGAUCGAAACAGGACAGGUAAACGAUAGCGGUGAAUGAGAAAUACAGAAAAAAUAAUCAAGUUGAACCUCCCUCUGCGAGCUAUUUUGUGACUGCAAGCUGAUUCAUACACAAGCCCGGGCUUGUUUACAAACAGGUGGCCAGGAGUGAGGCAGCGGCCAGCUGACGAGGCUGGCGGGGCCGUGGAGGCCGUGCUCCCAGGCCUAACUAGCCCCCCAAAAAACACUGAAGAAGAAGAAGGCGCACCUUGCCUGUGUGAGCAAACCACAAGCUACUACCGACUAGACUUUCCCCCGUAGAUGUGAUGUGAUUGUCAUGCUCCACAAUAACUGAAAAGGUUUUUGUUUUUUCAGAAUGGGUACAAGUGAUUGCUGGAACUACUUGACAUCCCUUGGUGUGCAGCACCACUCCUGGCAUGACCCUGUAUUGGCAAAAGGUCUUGUUGCUUGUGCCCCCCUCGCCAAAAUCCCAUGUAUUGAUAUUGAUGAAGAGGAUUUCUUCCAUCCUAGUAUUGAGCCAAUAGUGUGUAGCGUUGGUGGAUGCAAGAAGACUUUCACAACUGUGGCAGAGCAUGCAGCUCACCAACGGUCCUGCCAUCAGCAUGUGUGUUCCACUUGUAAACACUCCUUUCCUACACACCACUUAUUGGAUCUUCACCUGCUGGAAGUGCAUGAUACUUUGUUUCAACUGAUGGCAGAAAAGAAAAUGAUGUACCAGUGUCUUCUGGAAACCUGCUCUGAAAAAUUCAAAAAUCCCACUGAAAGGCAUAUCCAUUGCAUAGAAUUACACCGAUUCCCAUCCAAUUUUCGAUAUGAUAUGUCUUGGAGAAAACAAAGGAAAAAAAACUGCAAAAAUGCCAGAAACCUUUCAGCAGAAGUAUCUUCAAUGGAAUGUGAAGUUUCACUCAUUAAAGAUGAAAAUGCUAUGCUGUUUAGUUCAGAAACUAAUGAAAUGGCAGGAAUAAAAAGUAAAAAUGAAAAUGUAAGAAAAUCACCAAAAGUGCCGUGCAACUUAUCAUUUGGCACUGGAGUGUCUCGAGGUUUCAGCCGAGGAGGCAGAGGUAGCAGGGGCCAAGGCAAGAAGAGUGGUAUACAUUGGCACCAGAGGAAGUAUGUCCCACAUAGUUCAAGAACAAAACUAGAAGAAGUAAAUAUGAAAGAUUUGGAAGCAGCAUUACCCAGUGAGCCAGAAUGUUCAUGAUAUAUGUAUUUCACAAAUUGAUGAGAAUUAUUAUGCUUGUAAGUUUUCAUAAGUUGUGAUAUAGUAAAUAUUUGAUUGAUAAAAUAUAAAACGUUAUGGAUAGGGUACCCAAAAUCACUGGGCUUAAAUUUCACUCUCAUCCCUCUAGAUCAGGCAUUUGUAAUGCAGUAUAUAUUUAACCUUUUAAAAAAUGUAAAGUAAAUUAGCAGCACUUCUGCAAUACACCAUGGGUCUCUUUACAAGCAAAUGUAAUCAUCAUGAUUAUAAAUUGUCACUUGGACACAAAUGAUACUUCAUAGCUGGAAUGUAGAAUUCCAGUAAUUCAUUAGAGUUUACAUUACAUCUUGAAAAUCUUAUUGUUAUUUUCCUGAUAAUUUAUCAUACUACUGUUGUACUAUGUUUGACAUGAAUGCUUGUGAUUGCUGUCAAACUAUGUGAAUGCUUACUUUGUUUAUGUAAGCUUAGUGAAAGGAAUGGAUGAGAUGCUAGGCUUUUUUAUACAUCAGUAUAAAAAUAGCAUCCUAGUGCUGUAUAUGUAAUAACUCCAGAUAUUGAAAUUGCAUUCUAAUGGUAAUGAUGAAAGAGUCCUGAAGUGGCAUAAGACAAAUUGGUGUGGCAGUAUUCAACAAAUUUUAUGGAAAAUUUGUGCCUUUACUACCCAAGUGCAUUUUAAUUCCAGGACAUUUUAUCUACUCACUGGUACAUUGAUUUAAGAUCACUUUCACCAGUUUGAGUGUUUAGAAAUGUAACAGCAUUAAUCUCAACAGCAAUAAAAUAAUAAAAUUGCUUAUAAGCUC
Molecule: messenger RNA, 2009 nt
Organism: Eriocheir sinensis (Chinese mitten crab)
Lineage: Eukaryota; Metazoa; Arthropoda; Malacostraca; Decapoda; Varunidae
Product: zinc finger protein 511-like
Exons: 4
Coding region: 367-1212 (281 amino acids)
Source: RefSeq, a predicted model, not a curated record